AGAGAAAGAUCAGCCAUGAUUGAAUAGUGGAGUAGACUUGAUGGGCUGAAUGCCCUAAUUCUGCUCCUAUCAUUUAUGACCUUAUGAUCACUAUUGUAAAAAUAAUGGAAAAUCAUUUUCAUGCAGAGGUGUGAAAUACAACAAUUAUUUCAUGGAAAUGACAAGACUGGGAAUAGGGUUAACCUCUUUAUAUUAUAGUUCGCUGGGAGACUGUGGGGAAUUUCUGACACUUGCCAUUAUACAAGGACAAGAGGGCAAGUUCCUGUGAAAAAAUGUUUUGCUGUGAACACAAGCAACACUGCUUUAAGGCUAGUGACAUUUCAAUUCUCUGGUGGAAUUUGUGGAAUGUCUGUUCACAGAAGGUCUAUUGAAGACAGGGCUCGAAAACUGAUUGUCUAAAUCUUCUGCUAUCAGCACAGCCCUUCCAGCAGGAUGGCACUGUGAUUCUCUGCAGCUCUUUAUCCUAAUUGGUACAUCGCCAUGAAUAGGGACAUCUGCCAGUUAAAGUUAGAGGCAAAUUGCAGGAAUUACCCAUUCCCUAACAUUGGUGCUGGUGAUUCACAAAAGUCAGUCCUGAUUUCAGGGAAAUUUAAAUUAUUGUGGGGCUAGAUGUGCUGAAAUAAGAUCAAUAAAUCACACCUGUUGUAAUUCAUUUAUUAUUUUUUGACACAGUUUUUCACACUGAAGAUUGAAGUGAAAGAUGAUGGAAUCCCAGCUCCACAACACUCUUGCAAGGGAACUUUGACCAUCGUUGUUAAUGACUUGAAUGAUGAAGUGCCUAUAUUUACACCCAUCUCCUCGGAUACAAUAAAUGCACAAGAGGAAAUGCUCAUUGGAACUCUGCUGGGGAAGGUGGAAGCUUCUGACUUGGAUGAGAAUGACAAUCUUUAUUUUGAGUUUAUUGAUAACCAAUCUCUUUUCAUUUUGGGCAAUGACUCUGGCGAUAUUAUUCUCCAGAGCCGGCUGGACUACGACAGCCCCGAUGCUGCACAAGUCCACUUCUUGUCCAUCAGAGCAUAUGAUAACAAUCGGACGCACUCGGCCACAUACACGCUGACAGUCGCCGUGGUCAAUGUCGAUGAAGCACCAGACUGUGACCCUGCAUUCACUAUGGGAGCAGGUGUUUCACUUUCUAUUCCUGAGAAUUUUCCAACUUCAGCAUCAGUAUAUCAGUUACUUGCUGCUGAUCCGGAUAUCAAUGAUUCUGUUAAAUACACUAUAACGGAUGCAACUGCAGGAGCUACACAGUACUUCAUCCUGGAUUCAAGCAGUGGACUGAUUUCAAGAACUUCCAUCUCACCUUUAGAUUAUGAAGCUGGCAUCAAGAGAUUUCAGAUGGAAAUUGAGAUUGCUGAAGCUGGAAAGAGCAGCCCCAAGUCUUGCACUGGCUCUGUUACAAUUAACCUUGAAAAUGUCAAUGAUGAGCCACCAAUAUUCCUGCCAAUAUCACCAAACCCACUCAUUAUUGAUGAGAAUCUGCCCUGGAAAACAUUCUUAAUAAAAGUUAAUGCCACGGACAAGGAUGAAAAUGAUGUCAUUUAUUAUGAAUUUGUAAAGACUCAUGCUGGCUUCCUGAUUGAAGAAGACACUGGCGAGAUCAAAAUAGCUUCCUUGGUAGAUUAUGAUGAUAUCAAUACACUCACUACCUCAAUAUUGGAAAUAAGAGCAUAUGAUUCUGACAGAGUGCAUUCCUCCACCUCUACACUUACCAUCAAUAUUGCUGAUGUCAAUGAUAACCCUCCACAGUGUUCCCGGUACAUCUUCAUCAUGGAGCUUGCUGAGACCUCCCCAGAGGGCACUCCAGUUGUGUCGCUAAACUGCUGGGAUAAUGACAGAACAGUAGUAAAUAAUAUCUUGAAUUACAGCAUGGUGCUUGACUCAUAUUCAACAGGAAGGUUUAACAUCAGUGGAAAUGAAAUUACUGUCGGGUCUUCGCUUCUGCAGUAUGAUGUUAGCUCAUUCGCUGCUGUUCAUUUUCAACACUUGAUAAUUGUUAAGAUAACGGAUAAUGGCAAGCCUCAAUUGACAAGUACGGCCAGAGUUAUAGUGAAGGUCACACCAGUGAAUGAGAGGAGUCCUGUGUCACAAUCUCGAACAUUUAAUAUCUUUGAAGACAGCCCUAUUGGGGCUCUCAUUGGAACAGCGAUGUUUACAGAUGGUGACCUUCCGGCGGACAAGAUUAAAUAUUCUAUUGUAGGAGGCAACAGUGAAAUCCCACCUAGGUUUUACAUUGAAUCCGACUCGGGUCGGAUUAGACUUCUAAGUUCUUUGGAUAGUGAAAAGCAAGGGACUUAUAUCCUAACUGUCAAAGCAACAGACAUGAAUAAUGAUCUUCAACUCGACCCACUGAGGCAGAGAAGCAGCUCAGCCCUAGUGACUGUCAAUGUGUUGAACGUGAACGAUGAGCCUCCAGUGUGUAACCCGGAAUACUACGAGAGCACCAUCUACUCCACCAUCACCACCCCCUUUGUCCAGUUGCAGUGCUCGGAUGGAGACUCUCCUGAUGAUGAACUCAGCUAUUCAAUCGUGGGAGAAAAUGCAGAAGAUCUCUUUGAGCUUCAGAGGGCAGGCAACAAUCCUCCGGCAGUGGCCUCCACUCAGCGGUUUCAGUUUGGCACGUUUGAAGGAAUUGAGCACUCCAAGGAGUACACCUUGCUGAUCCAAGUGACGGAUGAGUUUGGCAAAGACAAACACCAGCAGCUCUCGUCCACAGUGACGGUGGUGAUACACGUGGUGCCAUGGACAACCACACAGCCGACCACAACUACCACCACGCAGUUCACCACCAGCGUGCUGUCACUAACCUCCGCCUACUGGGCUCCUGAGAGUUGGUUUGUGGCACUGAUGACCCUGGCUGCAGCAGUGACAGUGCUAGUUGUCUUUGGAAUAGCCUGGGCCUGUAUCACAAGGACAUCACCGGCCCCAAACGAGCUGAGAUCUAUCCUAAGGCCAUGAUCCACCUCCGCCACAACCAGAGGAAAUAAUGAGAUCGGGCUGCGGAAAUGGAUGUAAAGGAUAGAAAACAAGGGGAAUUACUGGAUGCCAAGAACAAUGUGAAAGUGGAUGUGAAUAUAUUUCUGAAAGAUUUUAUGAUGUAUUGAUAAUUUAGUUUCUAUGUCCAAGUUUGAUGCAAUAACAGAUUUCAUUAAAAAACGAGAAUAA
This is a messenger RNA of Leucoraja erinaceus (little skate), 3162 nucleotides long. RefSeq names its product cadherin-related family member 4-like. Gene Ontology annotation, cellular component: plasma membrane; adherens junction; catenin complex. The record is from RefSeq and is a predicted model, not a curated record. The transcript has 17 exons. The coding region runs from base 826 to 2955 and encodes 709 amino acids. Lineage: Eukaryota; Metazoa; Chordata; Chondrichthyes; Rajiformes; Rajidae. Gene Ontology annotation, biological process: adherens junction organization; homophilic cell-cell adhesion; cell-cell junction assembly. Gene Ontology annotation, molecular function: cadherin binding; calcium ion binding.